UACCUUUGAUCCCAGCAAGUACAAUGCAGUUUGAAAGGACAGGCCGCUUGAAUAUGUAUAAUUUUCUUGUACUGUCAGUAUUGUGUAGUACCAUCCUAGGUCUAUGUAAUUCAGCCGAACUAUGUCAUAAGGUGAGUUCCUGCUCAUGUCGGAAUUCAGAAGGACUGAUCGAUCUCGCGCCCCUUGCAAAGACCGACAACACAGCGGCAUUCUCUGACCUGUUGGACUCUGCUGGCUACUACAAGUAUUCCUGGAACCCAUGUCACCCAUUUACAGAGGGCACCUGCAUUGGCGUCGCGGGUUGUCAGCAAGACACGAAUAGUGGAGACUUCACGAGUAUUGGCAAGCAGGACACUGCACAGUUUAUAAAUGACGUGUCAGAUGGUCUUCAGAUUCAGUACACAGACGGGGCGAAAGCGCUCUCUGUGACGUUGAAGUGUGACAAAAUGGAGACCGGUAAACUUGACGUGAAGGGGGAAAUUCCAGCCGGGAGCCAGCAAUAUUAUUUAACUCUUCACAGUAAGCACGCGUGUCCUGGGACCGGAGGGGGAGGGGGACCUAGUGCUGUUUCCAUUGGAACCAUUGUAGUAAUUGCAAUAUCAGGAUGUGUGAUCUUGUACAUCAUCGGAGGGGUCAUCUUCCAGAAGUUUGUACGGAAGGCCUCAGGAGCCGAACUCCUCCCCAACUACAGUUUCUGGUCCUCAGUGUUCGGAGCCAUACAUGUAGGUGUUCUGUUCGUGUUCCGGUGCGGCAAAGGAAAUAGAGUUUAUUCUGAAAUAUGACGGUUAUCGGACUAGUCCCUGUCAUGAUAUCCAAAGGUACAGACGCUUUGUAAUGAACGUCAAGCAGCAAAAUGAUUUUGCCAUUGAACUACCAACUAUGAAGAUGUCAUACCAAGGCAGUCAUGAUCAACGUACCUUCGAGGGACCAGUCAAUGAACCAGCGCCAGAUAACGCCGUAUUCUUCAUGGGAUACAGUGCCAUUUGUGGCUUCCUGUGGAUACUACACUACCGGGCAAAAGAAAAUACACGCCAUGUGAGUGAAUGAAUGAGUGAGUGAGUUAAUAUUUAGCGUCGCAUCGACAAUUUUUCAGCCAUAUCGUGACGAUCAUUGUUGAUGGCGGCUAGAAAUGAUAUAGGUAUCAUAUUGGUAUCAUUGCUGUUUUGUUCUUGAUGUAUUGGAUCAUUUUCAGCGUUCCAGUGAAUGAAACGUUAUGUUUUCGAAAAAUGUCCAAAAUGUUUACUAUAUUUUGCUCGGCAGUGAAUACUCACAAUCAUGGGCAUGGCUCAGUUUCAUUCAUUCACAUGAAACCGGUUAAAUGUCACUCAGAAAAAUAAAAUGGGUUAUGCGUCA
This is a messenger RNA of Haliotis rubra (blacklip abalone), 1353 nucleotides long. RefSeq lists its product as uncharacterized. The record is from RefSeq and is a predicted model, not a curated record. Bases 24 to 782 code for a protein of 252 amino acids. The transcript is spliced from 7 exons. NCBI's taxonomy places the organism in Eukaryota, Metazoa, Mollusca, Gastropoda, Lepetellida, Haliotidae. Gene Ontology annotation, cellular component: trans-Golgi network.